AUGCCUGAGUACAAACUCGUUGUUGUUGGAGAAGAUUCCUAUAGGAAGCAGGUAAAUAUUGAUGGCGAAACGUGCAUGCUUGAUAUUUUGGAUACUGCCGGUCAAGAAGAGUACAGGUAUGCUAUUGUCCCUUCCGUCUUUCAAAUUUUGUUUUUUAGCGCCAUGCGCGAUCAGUAUAUGCGAACCGGUGAAGGAUUUUUAUGU
Hydatigera taeniaeformis is the source of this 204-nucleotide messenger RNA. The record is from the annotation of a GenBank genome assembly. NCBI's taxonomy places the organism in Eukaryota, Metazoa, Platyhelminthes, Cestoda, Cyclophyllidea, Taeniidae.